Molecule: messenger RNA, 5377 nt
Organism: Mus caroli (Ryukyu mouse)
Lineage: Eukaryota; Metazoa; Chordata; Mammalia; Rodentia; Muridae
Source: RefSeq, a predicted model, not a curated record
CGCUGUGUGAGCCGCAGUCUCUGGAUCGCUAAGGUGUUGCGGUAGUCUGUGGCCAGCCUCGCCCCCAAACCCGGUGUUGUUGGGCUGCAUCCGGAGCAGGGACGUUGGCGGAGCACCGGACGCGGCCACCAUGCCGAUCAAUAAGUCGGAGAAGCCGGAAAGCUGCGAUAACGUGAAGGUGGUGGUUAGGUGCCGGCCUCUCAAUGAAAGAGAGAAGUCAAUGUGCUAUAGACAGGCCGUCAGCGUGGAUGAAAUGAGGGGAACUAUCACCGUCCAUAAGACCGAUUCCUCCAACGAACCUCCAAAGACGUUUACUUUCGAUACUGUUUUUGGACCAGAAAGUAAACAACUUGAUGUGUAUAACUUAACUGCAAGACCAAUUAUUGAUUCUGUUCUGGAAGGCUACAAUGGGACCAUCUUUGCAUAUGGACAGACUGGGACAGGCAAGACUUUCACCAUGGAAGGCGUUCGAGCAGUACCAGGGCUCAGAGGGGUCAUCCCGAACUCAUUUGCUCACAUAUUUGGUCACAUCGCAAAAGCAGAGGGCGACACAAGGUUUUUGGUUCGAGUGUCAUACUUGGAGAUAUAUAAUGAAGAAGUUCGAGACCUUUUGGGUAAAGAUCAGACCCAGAGGUUAGAGGUUAAAGAAAGGCCUGAUGUGGGAGUAUAUAUCAAAGAUUUAUCAGCAUAUGUAGUCAACAACGCUGAUGACAUGGAUAGAAUCAUGACUCUAGGCCACAAGAACCGUUCUGUUGGUGCGACGAAUAUGAACGAGCACAGCUCCCGAUCCCACGCCAUCUUUACAAUCACUAUAGAGUGCAGCGAGAAAGGCGUGGACGGGAACAUGCACGUCAGGAUGGGCAAGCUCCACCUUGUGGAUCUGGCUGGGUCAGAAAGACAAGCAAAAACUGGAGCCACAGGACAGCGCCUCAAGGAAGCUACCAAAAUCAACCUUUCAUUGUCUACCCUGGGCAACGUUAUUUCUGCCUUGGUGGAUGGAAAAAGCACUCACGUGCCAUAUCGGAACUCCAAACUGACACGUCUCCUGCAGGAUUCCUUAGGAGGGAACUCAAAAACCAUGAUGUGUGCAAAUAUUGGGCCAGCAGAUUAUAAUUAUGAUGAAACUAUUAGCACCUUGCGGUAUGCCAACCGUGCCAAGAACAUUAAAAACAAAGCGAGAAUCAAUGAAGACCCAAAGGAUGCUCUGCUCCGCCAGUUUCAGAAAGAAAUAGAAGAGCUGAAGAAAAAGCUUGAGGAAGGGGAAGAAGUGUCAGGCUCUGACAUCAGUGGGUCAGAGGAGGAUGACGAGGAGGGUGAACUUGGAGAAGAUGGAGAAAAAAGGAAAAAGAGAAGGGGCAGUAGCAGCAGCAGUAGCUCAGACUCCACAUGUUCUGUCAUAGAGAAGCCCCUGGAUGAGUUCUUGCCUCACCAAGCAGGUAAAAAGAAAGUUUCCCCAGAUAAGAUGGUGGAAAUGCAAGCGAAAAUUGAUGAGGAGAGAAAAGCACUGGAAACCAAACUUGACAUGGAAGAAGAAGAAAGAAACAAGGCUAGAGCUGAACUAGAGAGACGGGAGAAGGACCUUCUGAAAGCCCAACAAGAGCAUCAGUCUUUGCUGGAAAAGCUGUCUGCUUUGGAAAAGAAGGUCAUUGUCGGCGGCGUGGACCUGCUGGCCAAAGCCGAGGAGCAAGAGAAGCUUCUGGAGGAGUCCAACAUGGAGCUGGAGGAGCGGAGGAGACGAGCUGAGCAGCUUCGGAAAGAGCUGGAGGAAAAGGAGCAAGAACGCUUGGACAUCGAGGAAAAAUAUACCAGUCUGCAAGAGGAGGCACAAGGAAAGACCAAGAAAUUAAAGAAAGUCUGGACCAUGCUGAUGGCUGCAAAGUCAGAGAUGGCUGAUCUCCAGCAGGAGCAUCAAAGGGAGAUCGAAGGCCUCCUGGAGAACAUUCGGCAGCUCAGCCGGGAGCUCCGUCUUCAGAUGCUCAUCAUUGAUAACUUCAUACCUCAGGAUUACCAGGAAAUGAUUGAAAACUACGUCCACUGGAAUGAAGACAUAGGAGAAUGGCAGCUAAAAUGUGUGGCCUACACAGGAAAUAACAUGAGGAAACAAACUCCAGUCCCUGACAAGAAGGAGAGAGACCCGUUUGAAGUCGACCUUUCCCACGUGUACCUCGCCUAUACAGAGGAGAGUCUGCGCCAGUCUCUGAUGAAGUUAGAAAGGCCACGGACCUCCAAGGGGAAAGCAAGACCAAAGACUGGGCGAAGAAAGCGUUCUGCAAAGCCUGAGACCGUAAUUGAUUCUUUACUUCAGUAAAUGUUACAGAAUUAAAGUUACAAUAAUAAAAAGAGUGCUGUCUCAUGCCUGGAGAGAACUCCUUAAUUAAGACACGAGGACAACUGUAUGGUUCACUAAUGGAAGCUGUAAAGCAUGGAGAGAGACUGGAAAUAGCAAUUUUCCUAAUACCUUUUAGACUCUUUAAGUUUCUGUAACAUGUAAGUGCGCCGCAGCUCAUGGUCGUUGGGCAUGGCGCACUGUGUCUGUCACACUGCUCUGCAGGAAGUAAGGGCACCGUUGUUGUACGUGAAUGUGCGUGUCUUAGCUAUGUACUCAACUGCUGUGGCUCUGGACAAGCAGACUCUCAGACUAGAACCAAGUCUGUCUUGAUUGCACACAGCAUAUAGCAGAUCACCUUGUCCUGUGUCCUGUGCCAGUCUCGGCUGCCCAGCUAAGCAGUGGCUUGAUUCUGUACCUGCCUGGCCUGUCUAAAUGCAGUCCAACUUUACACUCAUCCUGACUGCAUCUAAGCGUGCAAUGACUACCUUGAUUGAUCUCCUGUGGAAAACUGUAAAAUCUGACAGCUCUGCAGGCUUCCAUCCUGAAGAUGCAGUCUGAAUGUGUGCUCGCCUGUGCAUCCUCCACUUCUGUAGCUCUGACUCCACAUUCAGCCAUUGUUGUUACAAAGUUGGCUACCCACUUCUCCUGAAGCCAGCAUUAGCCACUUACCUUGCUCACACACACAUGCUAAAACAGCCCCUGGACAUACAACUUACAAACACUCCCUUGUCUGAAUUUUAAGUUUGAUGGAAAUAACUAUAAAAAAUGAGACCAGUCUCAUUUUUCAGAAAAUGAAACAAAGUAAAAAAAAAAACUUUUAAUUUUCUUUAUUUUAUAUAUAAAUUUUAUAUAUAAAAAUACUCUUGUGGAUUUCUUGUAUUGAAUAAUCCAGUUAGAUGGUAUUCCUCUACACAAAAAUGUUAAUGCUCGUUGUAUAGUAGGAUAAGUUGUAAUAAAUAGGAAAGUUUUGGUUUUGUUGUUUACAUAUAUAAUUUUUUGAAGGUCAUGUGCUUCCUAAACCCGAGUUUGAAAUUAUACAAUCAACUCUGAGCUAUUGAUUGAAAUUAUAGUCAACUCUGAGCUAUUGAUUGCAAAAGUCUUGAGACUUCCCAAGUGAGGAUAAAUUAAAUUGCUCUGAUUUUAACAAGUUUGGAUAAAUACUGACUUACAGCUACAUUGCUCUGUUUGGCUGCGGAUGGCUGAUUAGAGGGGCAGCCCUGGCGAGACGUAGAAAACAUGGCAGGUCAGUUUUAGGCUCUCACGAAUUAGAGCCCUGAGUAUCCUGGAUGUGCAGGGUGCUGGUGUUAGCAUGGCCGUGCGGCAGCAUCUUCAAGAUUGUGAGUGUGGCCUGCUGUGACUCGAUGAGCUCUGUGUGUGUUUGUGUGUGUGUGUGUGUGUGUGUGUGUGUGUGUCUCUUGCAAAGGCUCAUGUGAGCUGAGCAUCUUGGUGACGUCAAAUUUUGCAAUGAUGUAAAUUUACCUGUUAGUAAUUAGAAGAAUCUAUAUGCCUUCAUUUUAAAAGUCCAUGUUUCUAUCAUUUAACAGUUCAGUUGGCCUAGAAGGAAUAUCUGCUGUGAAGUAAGCUAAAACAUGAACAAUUUUAAUAAAAAUUAAAUCUAGCUAAAGCCUAUCACAGUAACACAAGUAACUCCGUAAAACUAACAAUUUAGAAACUUCUCCGAGCAUCUUGACUUAAUAAUUUUAUUUGCUUGCUUGUUUUUUUGAGACAGGGUCUCUGUGUUAGCCCAGGCUGGCCUGGGACUCAUCGUGAUCCUUCUGCCUCAGCCUCCCAGGUGCUGAGAAUGCAGGUGCAUGGUAUCAUACCAAGCCAUAUGUUUAUUAAAGCAUUGAUGUUAAAACUCUAAUCAGGUGGACAUUGUUCAUUUUCUGAAAACCAAAUUCGAUUCUCGCCAGGUGGGGAGGUCUGUUGAAGAAGGUAGGAAGCCCACUUCUGCCACAGCCAUGCUGUGGCUGCUUCUCCUGGACUCUGUCUUCAUCUGCAAAUGGAAUCAUUUUCAGUGUUAAUCCCAUGAAUGGAUAGAGAUGUAGAACAAACUUGCUUAAUGUUUAAAAUAGAUGUACAGAUUUACUGAGUGGAACAGAUCUAUAAAUAGGCUAUUGAUAACAUAUCCCUUUUUCUUUGAUUUCAAAGGUAGUAGUUAUUUAUUUAAAAGUCAUGUAUAGUGUGUUAUGGCUGGCUCUGCACUUACAUACCCUGGCAGUCAGGCUCUCUCCACUCAGUGUCCACUGUGAUCUUCACGCUUGGCUAAAAGGAAGGCUCUGCAGCUGCUGUUUGCCCCGGAAUCCUCUGGUCUCAUUUAUAUUCCGGGAAAGGUGAUUUUCAAAUUUAUGGUUUUGGCAGCCAGAGCAUCAGGGUUAGUUUGGAAGGAGAGGGGGAAGUGUUACUUCAUCUGCAGCAUGUUUUAAAGUGAAUAUUAUAGUUUCAGCGAUUUUAUUUCCAUUUUAAGUUUAUGUGGCCCAUCCCCCUUUUCUCUUUGAACUCUUAACACAAGGAACACCUUUUUUCCUUAUAGAGCUGUGAAUUAAGGAAUGGGCAGAGUUUACAUUUACACACACCUGAGUCUGCCCAGUUUCUCCCCUCUCCCAUUUUGAAAUAGAGUCCAAUGUAGUCCAAGCUGGCCACAAAGCCUCUGUGUAGCCCAGGUUGGCCUUUGAGCUCCUUAUCCUCCUACCUCCAUCUAACAGUUGCUGGGAUCACGCUUAUGCACCAAUCACCACACCGAGCUUCUCCACCCCUUCUUAACAUAUAUAAUCGUUUUCUGCCUUCCUUUUUCUUAAAACACUAGAACCCAUAGUUCUUCUUAGUGCCUUGGAGCUGACCCUGCAGAUUGACUAAUUAGAAUCAGUGAACCCCUGAGUAGUGUUACUGUAAUGCUGUUACCGACCAGGAAACAAACUGUACAGAAAGUUGGCUGUGUUAAUUGAAAAUCCACACUUGAGCUGUAUUUAAUGUAUAAAUUGUACUUGUCCGAGCUGUAUAUAUCAAUGCUGUGUGUACAUGCAGCCCAGUAAGAUGAGAAAUAAAUGC